Scutellospora calospora is the source of this 426-nucleotide messenger RNA. The record is from the annotation of a GenBank genome assembly. Lineage: Eukaryota; Fungi; Glomeromycota; Glomeromycetes; Diversisporales; Gigasporaceae.
AUGACGCCCAUAAUAAAAUAUGGCGAGUUCGAAGACUUACCAAAUAAAGAUGAAUAUGUCAAAUCUAACAAUACCGUAAAACUUCUUGGAGAUAAAAUAAUAACAUUGAAUUCAAUAGAAAAUAAUGAAUUUAAUAGAUUAGAGCUUGAGGCAUGUAUUCAUAGAAAUUACGUUAUUAUAUAUUUUAAGAAUAGUGAUGAAUCUGCAGCAUUUAAAUCAUGUGAACACGAAAACGUGCUCCAAGUUUUUGGUCUUACAUGCGAAAAUAAUAAUUAUUACAUUGUCCGAGAACACGCGAAUAACGGGAACUUGCGUGAUUAUUUAAGGAAUACUCUGCUCUCGUGGAAUGAAAAAUUAAUAUUGACAAAACAGGUGGUUGAAGGUCUAAAAGCUCUUCAUGAUAAUGGAAUUGUUCAUUCUGAACUG